Aspergillus pseudonomiae is the source of this 1551-nucleotide messenger RNA. Its product is annotated as fungal specific transcription factor domain-containing protein. The transcript has 6 exons. Lineage: Eukaryota; Fungi; Ascomycota; Eurotiomycetes; Eurotiales; Aspergillaceae. Bases 1 to 1551 code for a protein of 516 amino acids. Gene Ontology annotation, molecular function: zinc ion binding; DNA binding. The record is from RefSeq and is a predicted model, not a curated record. Gene Ontology annotation, biological process: DNA-templated transcription.
AUGUCAGACCGCGAGCCCACUGGCAAGUCUGCCAACCGGGUUAUCCGUCGACGCCGCAAGUUUCUUGCUUGCGACUCUUGUUCCAAGAGAAAGCAGCACCGCAUUUCAGACCGUAUUGCUCCGUCACCCGAAAGCGGUCUUAAUAGCACUCCAGAUUUCGCAUGGAAUUCGGAGGUUACACGAAUAAAGACUCCUGAUCCUAAUCUGCACUUUCCGGGACUGGCCUUGAGAAACAUCUGCGUGUUCAAUGGCUUGCCAUUUUUUUCCUCAGGGGGUCGACAGUGGAUCAAGGCACAGACAGGGGAAGACGUGGAUCUGAACCAAUAUCAGCCCCCGAAACGGAUCUCAUCGCUUCGCCCCAAGGCGACUCGCACCGUAUACUUGCCGAGCAAAAGUCUUCUUUUUGAACGCCUCCAAGAGUACAAAUCAUCUGUCUUUUGUGAAAUAUUCCCGUUCAUUAACCCGCACCUUUUUGAGGACACAGUUCGUGCGGCUUAUCAGGAGCAAUCUACCUUAACUUGCAGCAAUGAUAGUGCCAAAGCAUGUGUCUUUGCAUUCAUGGCAGUGACUUCUACGUUCUCGAAUUCUACAGAUAGUCAUGGGUCUCUUGACUCCGAUCAUUAUGCCUACGCUGCUUAUGAUCUAGUACCGGAAUUCUUUCGAGACACUGUAACAACAGAAGGGUUACAGGCGUUACUUAUGUUGUGCCUCUACAGUCAAUCUGUUCUCGGUGACCAGCUGAGUGUAGAACUAUUAUUCUCGGCUGCAACCCGAUUUGUCUUCCAUCUUGGGGGCCAUAUAUUCCCUAAAAGUGUUGAUGAGGUCGGUAGCAGAUCUUUAGACCUGCAAUUACAUAUUCGGAAUCUGUUCUGGCUCUGCUACAUUUUUAAUCAGGAGUACAGCCUGCGAACAGGCCUUCCUCCUAGUCUUGACGACGCAAACUGUGAUCUCACACUUUGUGAAGCCACAACUACAGGUGCUCGAGACACUGGGCUAUCGCCUUUCUUCACCCCAUUCGCGCGCAUGGCAAUCAUCCAAUCGCAGAUCUAUCGCAGACUCUACUCUGUCAUAGCUCGAAACAAAACGGACUCUGAACUCUUAUCCACCAUUCGUGAUCUUGAUCAGCUUUUGGAAGACUGGAAGCUCUCAAUUCCCAUGGAUGCACGACCAUCCCUAACACAUCGACCGACAGGUGGUGAAGACAUACCAUCAGCUGUUUUUCAGCUGCAAUAUCAUUAUUGCAUGGCAACUAUCCAUCAAGCGAGUGAUUAUGAUGAUCCAGAAACGCCGCUUACCAUCUCUCUUUCUAGUUUCUGCCUUCCUUAUGUCACCGCUGCGAUAAUUCACCUUUUCUGUGACAUCCUCCUUAACCCUCGUGAUGUGGCCAGUCAUGCCAGCCUAGAACUGAUGGACAUGGCUCGGAAACGGAUGUUGGCACAGCUAUGGCCGCAGGCUCCUAUUUCUUUCAAGAUGCAGGUCCAGUUCGUGGAGGGCCUCAGUGUAGAAGUACAACGCCUUGCGCGAAGUGCGAUUCGGAAAGCGACUGCCUGA